Molecule: messenger RNA, 3088 nt
Organism: Phyllotreta striolata
Lineage: Eukaryota; Metazoa; Arthropoda; Insecta; Coleoptera; Chrysomelidae
Source: the annotation of a GenBank genome assembly
UUCGUUACUUCGCACAAGUCACAAACUAGAAAGUAGCAUAUAAACGUAGAGAAGUCAGUUUUGAUAAAUGGGUACCAAAAUACAAUAUGUUUCUUAGCGCGGUGAUAAAAGAAUUUCCCCACAACAAAAUUUAACAUCUAAACCACAAAAAUAUUGUAAAGUGUUAAGUGAUCUAGACAGAGGUUUAUAAAAACAAAAAAAACUAAUGGAUUGGAUGUCUCAUAAUAAUUCCCGUUCCGUUUCGAGUCGCCUGGAUUUAGCAAGAGCAACUCAAGCCACCGAAUUCGUACCCAGAGUAAUCACCUCCAGUACAUCUGGCUCGCCGAAUUUUUUCAACAGCUACUCCAAUCCCUCGGCCCUACAUUCUAUCGCCAAAAAAUUGGAAGAUGGAGGUCUGCCUGGUCACAUCGCCUCGGAACCAUCCGCCUCAUCGUCGCCACCCCUAGUUAAUAACACGGCCCUAAUUAACAACUCGCCUGUACCGGAUAAGGUGGGACCCAAUCCGGCGUUGCCUGCUUACCAAGAAAAUGUUGGGGGUACCACUUAUUUCUACCAAAUUCAUGCUACUCCGGAGAACUGUCAACCAACUGAAGUUUCCAAUCCAUCUCUACCGACCGAGUACAAUGUCUAUACAGCAAAGAAAGAACCAUCGUUUUUCCUAUCAGAAGACCUUCACAACGACAUUCUAAAUAGAAACGUGUUAACUUUGAUGCAACCGGACCCGCAGCAAUAUCCAGAUCUUCCGCAAGAAGUCGAUAGCUACCACGAGUUGUACCCCCUCGAACCCAUAUCAAAUAGCCUACACAAGGCCCAUUUGGGCUACCAAGCUACAAUGUACAAAGCCACCCACAUCAAGACGGGCAUUCCCUACUGCUUAAGGAGGAUCCACGGUUUCAGAUUGUCCAAUACGAAAUGCAUGGCGUUCGUGGAGCUGUGGCGCAAACUCACUCAUUCCAAUAUCGUUCAAUUAACGAAGGUAUUCACGACGAAGGCGUUCGGCGACAAUUCCAUGAUAUUCGUUUACGAGUACCAUCCCGGCUCCGAGACGCUUCUGAACAAACACUUUUCGCCCGAUCAACCGGGCUAUAACGAUCCGUUCCUCAACGACACCUCGACGCCGAGACCUUACAGCUAUCAGAAGAACAACUUGCUCAGGCAUACUCAGAACAAUAAACUACCCGAACCUCUCAUUUGGAACUACAUCAUUCAACUUACUUCUGCUUUAAGGAUCAUUCACUCGUCGGCGUUGGCUUGUAGGAGCUUAGAUCCUACGAAAAUUAUCAUUAAUUCUCGCAACAGGUUACGAUUGAGCUGUUUAGGCGUUAUGGACGUUGUGCAUCAGGAAACAAACACUACAAUUAACCACGUAACGCUGCUUCAACACUACCAGCAAGAAGACCUCACUGCUCUAGGAAAGGUGGUGCUAGCGCUCGCCUGUAAAUCCACCACGGCUGUACAAAGGGAAAACAUAAACACUGCUUUAGAAAUCGUAGGCCGUUCUUACACGUCCGAUCUCCGAAAUCUCAUCAUGUAUCUGUUGGGGGCGCAGCAGCGACGCAGCGUCACCGAUCUGAUGCCCAUGAUAGGCGCUCGAUUCUACACGCAACUCGAUAAUCUCCACAACUACAUCGAGACGCUCGAUCACGAGCUUUCGAAAGAAGUACAAAACGGUCGAUUGUUCAGGAUCAUGACGAAACUGGCCACGAUCAACGAACGGCCGGACUUCAAUUUGGAAAGCACUUGGGCAGAAACCGGCGACAGGUACAUGCUGAAGUUGUUCAGGGACUACGUGUUUCACCAGGUGCAGGAGGACGGUACGCCUUGGUUGGACAUGGCGCAUAUCGUUCAAUGUUUGAACAAAUUGGACGUGGGCGUGCCGGAGAAGAUCAGUUUGGUGUCGCGCGACGAACAGAGCGUCCUGGUGGUGUCCUACGCCGAGCUCAAGCAUUGUCUCGAACAGUCUUUCAACGAACUUUGCAGCUCAUCGUCGACGAGCAUCCACGAUAUGAGCCGAAUGCCGAUCGGUAUCGACGAUAAGUUGUAGAGCGAAAUCUGUCUGUGUUACUUAAUAGGUCGGAGUCCAGGUGGAUGUAAUUAUUUUCGGUUUUUUUUUUAUACGUUUUGAAUGCUUUUUUUUUGGGGGUUUUCAGUCAAAUUUUUGACAUUAGUCAAUUAAAAAAGAUGAUAAAAUCAAUGCUUUUUGAUAGGUAAGAUUUAAAGAAAUAAGCCCAGUGUUUUUUUAUUGCUAUGGAUUUAGAAAAGGUUGAUUUUAUGUAAUUGAUUUUUAUUUAUUUGACUAGUGUUAUUGUAUGAUUAUUUUAGAAAAAAAAUUAAAUUUAAGAUAAAUUAGAGAAGAAAAUAAUAGUAAAAAAUAAGUAAUUGUAAUUUGAACGUGUCAAGGGAUGGAUAUUUUUAUAUACCUUCAAAUUUACUUGCAUCUACCAAUCGAUAGGGAUUUCUUUCGUUACCAUUAAUUUUUUUACCACAAGUGUCAGUCAAUGUGCGAACGCAGUGAUGAUUCAUGAUAAAUUUUUAACGCAAAUUGCAAUAAAACUCAGGGAAAAAUCAUGAAAAACUAAUCAUUAAUUAAAUGUGAAACCAAUGCAUAUUAAAAUUAUCAUAAUGAGGUAAAGAGUGACGAGAAAUUUGCACAUUGCUAUUUCUGGAAGUAAUUUUUGACGCACUAGACGCUAGACUCUAGAUUUUAGAACCCGUUUAAUUGGAUUAUUUAAGCUACCAAUGAAAUCUGAAUAAUUAAAAAACCACUUAAAUUUAUCGAUUGUUAGAUAUGAAUAUUUCCAACGAUCUGGAUUUCGACUUAAUCAUGUACUUUAAGAUUGCGUUGUGAGUUAAGAAUGAAUGGGGUUUAACAAUAGUGAUUGUUUACCAAAAAAAAUUAAAAUAAUUUGUUUUCAAUCGACGAACGUCGUUCAGUGGUCAUCUAAAACGAACGUUCGUGUUAUUGAAAGCAUGUGUUUCCAUUCUUUGAUUAAUAAAUAGAUAUUUUUUGCAUAAGUUAUAUUUUUCUUUAUAAAAAAAAAGAUGUAUCAAAGCCGAUUAAUAAAAAAGCAAUAAAAAUUAAACAUUG